UCAGCCAGAAAGAAUGCAAUUUUAUGAUUUGCAGCAACAUAGAGGGACUUGAAGGGCAUUAUGCUAAGUGAAAUAAGUCAGAGAAAAACAUACUGUAUGAUAUAUAUGUGGAAUCUAAAAAAAAAUACAACUAGUGAAUAUAACAAAGAAACAGACUCACACAUAUAGAGAACAAACCAGUGGUUACUAGUGUAUGUGGGGGAGCAGGAGGUACAAAGUACUGAGUGUUAAGACAGGCUCAAGGAUAUACUGGACAACAUGGGAAUAUAGCCAAUAUUUUGUAGUAACUGUAAAUGGAGUAUUCCUUUUACAAAUUUAAUUAAAAACUUUUUUUUUUUAAUUAAAAACUUUUUUCAAUGAAGCUGUCAGGGUUGACCUGAUAGCACACUUGGCCCAAGGUGACCUCAGUGCACAGAGCCUGUCACCCCAUCCACAGACCCUGGCCACUCCCCGACCUGUGCUACAGGGUCUCACACUCGGCCCCACAACCCACUUGCUGACCUCGGAGCCCUCUGCCCCUGUCCACCAUACCAUCUUAGACACCUCCCUAGGCUGCACUCCUGGAACACCCCUCCCCCUCCCCGAGGCCUGAACUUCACAUCCUGGCAGGAGCUUAGGGGGCCUGUCCCUGCCAAGCCCAGCCCGUGGGGCAGCAGUAACCUUCCAAGUUCCUGGUCACUGCCCACUUGUCCUCAGCUCCAGGUGAGCCUCUCCACCUUCACUGCUCCCCCAACUUCACACUAUCAGCCAGGCCCACUGGCUCCACUCCAGCCCACCUGUCUCCAAAGGGUCUGCAUGGGAGCCUGGCCUGGGGGAAUAUAGGUCCUGGAAGGCCAGGUGGGGGUCUUUAUUUGGCUCCUAGGACCCGUCUCCCUAGGACCCCUGAAAUACCUGGUUGCUCAUAUCUCCCUAAUCUGGAAGGAGGUUCACAGGAAGCUGAUCCUGUCUGGCUCGUGACUUCCUGAAUGUGGGCCGACAGGCAGAGUGCCCCCAGCCCCUGUAGGUGCAGCUGGACAGCGCUGACUGGACGGGGUCAGUGGCCCGCUGGAGACAGUUGGGAGGGUUGGGAUGACUUGGGGGCAUCUUUCCUGUCUGCCCUCCUAGGAGAAGUGACAUAGAGGUGGGGGUGGGGGACGCCCCCGUGUGUAUUCAGUCACACCCAGUGGAGAGGCUACUUUGUCUGAUUGAGGAAAACCUGCUGUGCCUUAGAGGGGGCACCACCCGCAGGCGUAUCUGGGUACACAUGGGGUGGCCAUGUGUCCUCACUGUACCAGGACCACACACGAGGGUAUGUGGUCAGGGUCCUGUUUGCACCAGGGUCCUGACCCUGUAUGUGACCACAGGGUGUGUGUUAUCUUGAACUGUAUCUGACUGGGGAGGGGCCGCUCUCCAGAUGACAACCCUUGAGAGUGCCACUUCCCAUGUCGGGGAGACAUACUGGAAGGGACCUCCUUCCCUCCUACUUUACUGGGGAAGGGAAUCAACACCAAGUGUCCAGGCUGCAUGCAGAGGGGGUGCGGAUCCGAGGGUGGGGAAGGGGUCCUGUCCCGGGGGAGUGUGCAGGGGGCCCUGCCCAGCCGCACGAAGCCACACGCGGGCCCCUGACCACCUCAGGCCUCUGCCUGUCUCCUUUCACAGGUCCCCAUGCCCCUGACCUGUGGACCCGGCAGUGGCCACUCCCAGCUAUGGGAACCCCAACAGCCGCCUCUCCACAUCUGCCUACCAACGCCGGCCUGAAGGGAGGGAAGGGCGCUUAUCCCACCCCAGCUGAUGACUCAGCAGGAAUCCUCUUGGCUGCUGACCUCUGACCUGAGACAGAGCCGACAAAGCCUCCAGGCAGGGCCCUAAGGGCUCUAGUGGGCUCCUGAACCAGGGACCUCCAGCGGAAGUCUUUCCCGAGGGCAGGCCUGGGGUUUUAUCCGGAGAGAGGGAUCUGGGGCACAAGGUCCGUGUGAUGCUGUCCCCACUGCCUCUGCCAGUCUGAGCACACCCUCCUGACCUUCCCCCUCACCCAGGAGAAUGAGCAGUAAGAAGGGGGGAACCAGAGCUGCGCCAGGGAAGUCCUUCCCCAGAGCCAAGCCAUGGGCCCCUGCCGGGAAGCCCGGAGAGAGCCGCCGGCCGCAGAGGGAGACCGGCCCGCCGGCCACGGGGCGCGCGCCCCCCGAGCGCCCGGAGGCUCCUGCAGCAGGGCCAACCGUGGAGGACCGAGCAGCCACCAUCAUCCAGUGUGCCUUCCGGAAACUCCUGGCGAGAAAGGAGCUGGCCCGCCGUCAGCAGGAGCACCGGGACUACCAGGAACUGAUGGAGAAGCUGCAGAGGGAGGCCUUCGUGGCCCAGGUUCGGCGUGAGCAGGAGGCGGCCCGGCGACGGCAGGAAGAAGCGGCUGCGGCCGAGCGGCGGCGGCAGGAGGAGCGGCUGCGAGGGGCGCGCCUGCUGGAGGCGGCCUUCGACGGGAACCUGGGCGAGAUCCAGGCGGUCCUGCGGGAGGUGGACGAGCUGCUGACCCGCGAGGGCGUGGGCUGCGACGCGGCGGGGAUGGCGCGGCGGCUGCAGUGGCGCUUGACCCUGGUGGACUUUGAGGACAGCGGCGGGAACACGCCACUGUCCGAGGCGGCGGCGGGCGGGCAGCCCCUGGCCAUCCAGCUGCUGGCUGAACAGGGCGCCAAUCCCAACAGCAAGGGCGCCUUCGGCCGGACCCCACUGUACCGAGCGGCCUUUGGGGGCCACCUGGAAGCCGUGGAGGUGCUUCUGAAGCUCGGAGCUGACCCCCGGGUAUAUGCGGACGACGGGAGCACCCCUGAGCAGGUGGCCUCACUGGACACGGUGGUCAGCGUGCUGCAGUCAUGGGACCUGAGCCUCACAGACGCCAUGCUCCGGAACAUGGAGGCUGAGCGGGAGCGCCGGGCGCAGGAGGCCGCACGGCACAAGGAGGCGGAGGCGCAACGGUGCGGCGAGCGGGAGGCGGGGGGCUGGCCUGGGGCUGCUCUGACCACCCCCCUCCACCACAGCAUGAACCUCAAAGUGCAGCAGCUGGCCAAGGAGCAGCAGCAAUGUCACCAGCAGCUGCAGCAGGCCUACUGCGAGCUCAACCGGAGGAUCGCGGAGCAUGACAAGUGUGAGCGGAGGGGUGCGGGCCUGGCCGAGCUCACGCUGCAGGCCAUCAAGGAUGCAGAGGAGCAAGUGGACAGGCUCCAGCAGGAGGCCCAGAAGGCAGAGGAGGCGCUGGCCCUGGCCAGGCUGGAGCUGCGGGAGCAGACCCAGGAGGCGGAGGAGGAGGUGCCCGGGCUGAAGUGCCAGGUCAGCGAGCUCCACGACGUGCUGAUGAAGGAUGUGGGUGACCGCAUCCGCGCAGACGGCAGGUGGCCUCUUGUCAUCGACCCUUCAGGCCAGGCGGCCACCUUUCUGCGCUAUCAGGACACCAACUACAUGGACGCCGUGAACCCCGACCACCUGCGGCCAGAGAGGAUCCGGCUGGCGCUGCUGGGGGCGCUCAGGUUUGGGAAGCCGCUGGUGUUUGACCUGCACGAGGUGGAUCUGUUCCCGGCCGUGCAGCGGCAGCUGGAGGCGGUGCAGCCAGGCCUGGCGCAGGAGCUGCUGGGCCGCGGUCUGCUGGAGCAGGAGAGGUACCUGUCACUGCUGCGGCCGACUGAUGGGCCUGAGUACGGCCCCAACCAGUUCCAGGAGGUGCGCCUGCAGCACUUCCGCCUCUUCUUCGUCACCAAGGUUCGGUGGCCGCCAGCCGAGCAGCUGCAGGUCCUCCUGCCUGUGCACGUGCAACUGCCGGGCGGGGGCCUCUAGUAACCCUCCCCAAUAAAGGGCCCGCCCCCGGGCGACGUGUG
Messenger RNA from Dama dama (fallow deer), 3839 nucleotides. It is a transcript of the gene IQANK1, whose product is annotated as IQ motif and ankyrin repeat containing 1. Gene Ontology annotation, molecular function: protein binding. Gene Ontology annotation, cellular component: nucleus; cytoplasm. The transcript has 13 exons. NCBI's taxonomy places the organism in Eukaryota, Metazoa, Chordata, Mammalia, Artiodactyla, Cervidae. Bases 2020 to 3798 code for a protein of 592 amino acids. The record is from RefSeq and is a predicted model, not a curated record. Gene Ontology annotation, biological process: regulation of barbed-end actin filament capping.